UUUGGGAUCAAUAUCAUGGAGGCUGCAGGGUUCUGUGGAAUGGAGGUGGCGACUCGGGGGCUAGUGGGGGGAUCUGGCAGUAGCUCCCCUCCAGAGCUGGACAGCCCAGGUAGCCAGGAGCACCUGGGGAUGUUUGAGCUGGUCAGUAGCUGCUGCAGUGAGGAGGUGAGAGGGGAGACUCCAGGGAGAGAGGACUGCCCCCUGGACCCCAACAAUGCUGAGCUGGACCCAGGCGGCGGCGGUGGUGGCAAGAUCAAGGACCCAAAGGGAUUGGGAAAAGAGGUUCUCUUACUGAUGCAAGCCCUGACCACACUAGCCUCGCCAGAGGAGAAGCUGGCCGCUUUGUGCAAGAAGUAUGCUGAUUCGCUGGAGGAGAGCCGCAGUAUACAGAAGCAGGUGAAGGUGCUGCAGAAGAAGCAGUCCCAGAUGGUCAAAGAGAAGAUCCACCUGCAGAGUGAACACAGCAAGGCCAUCCUGUCACGCAGCAAGCUGGAGAGCCUCUGUAGGGAACUGCAGAGACACAAUAAGACCCUCAAGGUAGGUAGUGAGGAGAGUCUGUCAAGCAGCAAGCUGGAGAACCUCUGUAGGGAACUGCAGAGACACAAUAAGACCCUCAAGGAUGACAACAUGCAACGGUCCAGAGAGUAUGAGGAGCAUCGGAAGGAGGCCACCCUUCACUUCCAGAUGACGCUGAACCAGAUCGAGGUACAGAUGGAACAGCACAACUCUCACAACUCCAAGCUGCGCCAGGAGAACAUGGAGCUGGCCCAGAAACUCAACAAGCUCAUCAAACAGUACGAGCUCAGGGAGGAGCACAUUGACAAGGUGUUCAAGCACAAGGAGAAGCAGCAGCAGUUGGUGGAUGCCAAGCUCCAGAGGACAGCUGAGCUGAUGAGAGAGUUGGAGGGGAAGCAGCAGAGAGAGAGAGACUUUCUCCUGAAAGACGCCACAGAGUGGAGACAUGAAUGUGAGCUGUUGAAGGAACAGGAGACGCAGCUCAAACAGCAGCUCUCUUUGUACAUGGACAAGUUUGAGGAAUUCCAGACCACUCUGGCGAAAAGCAACGAGGUGUUCACUACCUUCAGACAGGAGAUGGAGAAGAUGACCAAGAAGAUCAAGAAGCUGGAGAAGGAGACGACUCUGUGGAGAACGAAGUGGGAGACCAACAACCAGGCUCUGCUACAGAUGGCUGAGGAGAAGACACUGCGGGACAAACAUUACAAGGGCCUGCAUGGGAAGCUGGAGUGCCUGGAGAAACUGUGCCGGGCUUUGCAGAAGGAGAGGGACGACCUCACCACCAAACUGGGAGAGGAGGGGACGGGACCUCCAGACCCCCAGCCCAGCCAGGAGUCUACCCAGGAUGAGAUGUCUCCGCCUGGGAGGGGGGAAGAGACGCAGCCCCUUACUACCCCUGAACUGGAGCUAGAGUUCUCCACCACAGAGCAACUUGACAACUGAGCCACUAACCCCCUCUGCCUUUUGGGGGGUGUAUUUGAAUACAGUAUAUCUUGUUUUGUGUGUUAAAGUUUAUAAUUAAGAUUAAAAUGACUGCAUUAUUACCAAUGAAUAUAAUACUUUUUGCCCUGACUGUACAUUGUAAAACUGGGCUUUGUGGUGAGCACAAGGCUCCCCCCUUUUCUACCACAUUUGUAUUUUCUUAGAUGAUUGUCUUCAUUCUGUUGGCCAGUCACAGGGCUGUUGUUCAGCAGCUUUCUCGUGGUCAGUCACAGGGCUGUUGUUCAGCAGCUUUCUCGUGGUCAGUCACAGGGCUGUUGUUCAGCAGCUUUCUCGUGGUCAGUCACAGGGCUGUUGUUCAGCAGCUUUCUCGUGGUCAGUCACAGGGCUGUUGUUCAGCAGCUUUCUCGUGGUCAGUCACAGGGCUGUUGUUCAGGAGCUUUCUCGUGGUCAGUCACAGGGCUGUUGUUCAGCAGCUUUCUCGUGGCCAGUCACAGGGCUGUUGUUCAGCAGCUUUCUCGUGGUCAGUCACAGGGCUGUUGUUCAGCAGCUUUCUCGUGGCCAGUCACAGGGCUGUUGUUCAGCAGCUUUCUCGUGGCCAGUCACAGGGCUGUUGUUCAGCAGCUUUCUCGUGGUCAGUCACAGGGCUGUUGUUCAGGAGCUUUCUCGUGGUCAGUCACAGGGCUGUUGUUCAGCAGCUUUCUCGUGGUCAGUCACAGGGCUGUUGUUCAGCAGCUUUCUCGUGGUCAGUCACAGGGCUGUUGUUCAGCAGCUUUCUCGUGGUCAGUCACAGGGCUGUUGUUCAGCAGCUUUCCCGUGGCCAGUCACAGGGCUGUUGUUCAGCAGCUUUCUCGUGGUCAGUCACAGGGCUGUUGUUCAGCAGCUUUCCCGUGGUCAGUCACAGGGCUGUUGUUCAGCAGCUUUCCCGUGGCCAGUCACAGGGCUGUUGUUCAGCAGCUUUCUCGUGGUCAGUCACAGGGCUGUUGUUCAGCAGCUUUCUCGUGGUCAGUCACAGGGCUGUUGUUCAGCAGCUUUCCCGUGGUCAGUCACAGGGCUGUUGUUCAGCAGCUUUCCAGUUGGACUAAAAUGAUACUUUCUCCCGUCUCUGUGCAGCUUUCUUCCAUUGAAAAAUCUAUAUUUUGGAUAUUUUGGAGCUGUGGAAUUGUAGUCAGAUUAAAUAUCUUUUAGAACUCUUAACAGUGUUCAGAUUAAAUAUCUUUUGAACUGAUAUUGUAGUGGGAUUUAAAUUCUAUCAUAUGCAUAUUGCUAUAUUGAAGUAGCCUUGUUGCAUCGUCGUGACUAACUGAAUCUAAUCUCUGUCUAGGACCAGAAAUAGCAGGGCAUUGUACAGUAGAAGAGUUGCAAACAUACAAUGUUUAUCUCAGAGCAGGUACCAUAGAUUUACUAGGAUGGGAAUUCCCAGUCAAGUCAAUGUAACAUGAUUGGUUGACUUGUAUUUCUAUGUCUGGGCCGUUUCAGUCGUUGUCUUGUCGUGAUGGAACCUACUGGCUUUCUAAUACCUCAGCCCUGGUGUUUAGUUUCAGUCACGUCUCCUUUCUGAAGCACCUGGGACUUGAAAAGGAACAUCCCUGUCCUUUUAACAUGAGAGACUGAGUCUAAAGGGUUCAAUCCGUUCAGCUUUGACCAAGAUGCCAUGCAGUCAACAGACAUUUGACAGACGUGAACAGACAGUUCAGUCAUUUGUAGGUUCCCAGUUUCUGCAGGAGGACCCCUGGUUCUGAUGCUCCUGUAUCUACAGGCUUUCCUGGUUUGUAAUUCCAGUAGCCUGGCCCCAGAUCUGUGUGUUGUCUGGUCCAACUUGACAAACAGCACAAUAGACCUGGGACCAGGCUAUCAUUCCAAUACGCCAAGGGCCAAACUGUUCUCCAGCUCUCCUUAACUGAUACCUCCACAUGGAGAAAGGGGGGCAUUCGGUUCAAUUUACCCAAUGGUUAAGGGCUCACAAUGUAAUUGUACUUCUGUGUGAUCAUUUGGUUGGAGAAGUCAGUGAGGCACUUUACUGCAGACAAUGUGGGCCUUCAGAAACUGGGUAUGCUUGGUAACUUGGUUGUGUUCCAGACCAGUGAACAUUUAUAUGGGACGUGAUGUUUCUUGGGCUCCAAAUAGGCUUCUUUCUAUUCCUUAUGUCUUGUUUAUAGACAAAUUGGUUUUUAUUUCUGGAAGCAAAAAUACAUGGAUUUAUAAGGUGUCUUUUCAUAUUGUACUUUAUACUGGAAAAACAUGUGAUUUGCUAUUUUUUUUUAUACAAACGAAACGUAUGUAAUUCAAACACGAUGCGAAUGUUCACUAAGAACUUAUUUGGCAUUGGAGAUACUUGCCGACAAUGUGAAAGAAAUGUAACCAGUCUCUUGUAAUGAGAAUGAUGGUGGUUUUGGGCCCCAGGUCAGGGUUGUGUUCAUUAGGCAUCAAACAACAAAACAAAUGGAAACUGGGUUCAAUCACUGGAAACUGUUUCCAGCUGAAAAAUAUUUAAACCGUGAACGGAUGCGUGCCCUAAUAAACAUUACCCAGGUUCCCCUACUGGCCCGAUCACCCUGUCAUCGACCUAGAAACCUCAGAUAUCACCAGCGUACAUUGUCUUGUUUUCUUGUGAAGUCAUAAGGAUGUAAUUCAGAGCACAGCCCCUGAAGUUAAACGUGAAGAUGGGUCCAAGCCACAGUUGGGGGGGAGGGGGUAUCUUAACCCCCUCAAGUCGAAAUCAACUUCAAUACUUUACUGUUGGAUGUAGCUUGAGUCCAUCUGCUUGGGCUGUUAUGCCAACUCAUUGUCAUGCUAAAUGUUUGGCUUGACUGACAGCAAUGAAGUAGGCAAAACACCACAAACAGACUGGCGCUCAGGCUGUUGUGAUGCCCGCCAGUUAAACUCAGGUUACGUAAAGACAUCUACCUCGGGCAGGUGAGAACUGUGAAAGCAGAGCUAGUUCAUGUUCAGAAAGCUUUGAGCCCACAUUCCCCUUUAUAAGAUUGUGAAAUGUUCUUAUAGUCCCGUCUCUCACUUUUCAAUAAACUAUUUUGUAGAAUUUCA
Oncorhynchus mykiss (rainbow trout) is the source of this 4500-nucleotide messenger RNA. The record is from RefSeq and is a predicted model, not a curated record. Lineage: Eukaryota; Metazoa; Chordata; Actinopteri; Salmoniformes; Salmonidae.